Molecule: messenger RNA, 2035 nt
Organism: Dryobates pubescens (Downy woodpecker)
Lineage: Eukaryota; Metazoa; Chordata; Aves; Piciformes; Picidae
Gene: RORB
Product: RAR related orphan receptor B
Exons: 10
Coding region: 441-1820 (459 amino acids)
Biological process (GO): regulation of transcription by RNA polymerase II
Cellular component (GO): nucleus
Molecular function (GO): zinc ion binding; nuclear receptor activity; RNA polymerase II cis-regulatory region sequence-specific DNA binding
Source: RefSeq, a predicted model, not a curated record
UGUGUCUGCGCAGUGGAAAGCUGCACCGGGGAGCUGCUGAGGGGCGCCGGUGUCAUGUGAAAGCGCACAUGCCCUGUCAGGCGCGCAGCCUCCCCUUCUUUUCUUCCUCCGCGUGUUUUUCCUAUUUUUAAUAACGUAACUCCUUUCCUUCCUCCUACCCUGUUUCGCCUCUAGCCACCCGCCGCCGCUCCGCGGCCCAGGCGUCCCCUGCAGGGGCUUCGCCGCGGGCGGGCGGGCGUGGGGCGCCUGCCAGGGAGGCGUGUGCCCGGCGGCGGGCAGCCUGCGGAGCCGCACCCCGCGGAGCCGCUUCGGAGGUUAUGUUUUUCCCGGCGGAGCAGAGCUGUGGAAGCUGCCGCCUCCGCGGGUGCUGAGACGGGAUUUUUGUGGUGCGGUUCCCGGGCUCCCAGCUUCAUGACUGCGCGGAGCGGGGAGCCAACACCAUGCGAGCACAAAUUGAAGUGAUACCAUGCAAAAUUUGUGGUGAUAAAUCCUCUGGAAUACACUAUGGAGUCAUCACAUGUGAAGGCUGCAAGGGAUUCUUUCGGAGGAGUCAGCAGAACAAUGCCUCCUACUCCUGCCCAAGGCAGAGAAACUGUUUAAUUGACAGGACCAACAGAAAUCGUUGCCAACACUGCCGACUGCAGAAAUGUCUCGCCCUGGGAAUGUCUCGAGAUGCUGUGAAGUUUGGAAGAAUGUCCAAAAAGCAGAGGGAUAGCUUGUACGCUGAAGUGCAGAAGCACCAGCAGCGACUGCAGGAACAACGGCAGCAGCAGAGUGGUGAGGCAGAAGCCCUCGCCAGGGUUUACAGCAACAGCAUCAGCAAUGGCUUGAGCAACCUGAAUAAUGAAACUGGCAGCACCUACUCAAAUGGGCACGUCAUCGACCUGCCAAAGUCUGAGGGUUAUUAUAAUGUGGAUUCUGCCCAGCCUUCUCCAGAUCAGUCUGGGUUAGACAUGACUGGAAUCAAACAGAUAAAGCAGGAACCUAUCUAUGACCUCACCUCUGUACCAAACUUGUUUACCUAUAGCUCUUUCAACAACGGGCAAUUAGCUCCAGGGAUAUCCAUGACUGAAAUAGAUCGAAUUGCACAGAAUAUCAUUAAAUCUCAUCUGGAGACAUGUCAAUACACAAUGGAAGAACUGCACCAGCUAGCAUGGCAGACCCACACAUAUGAAGAAAUUAAGGUUUACCAGAGCAAGACCAGAGAAGCUCUGUGGCAGCAGUGUGCGAUUCAGAUCACCCACGCUAUCCAGUAUGUGGUGGAGUUUGCAAAGCGCAUAACAGGCUUCAUGGAACUCUGUCAAAAUGACCAAAUUCUCCUCCUUAAGUCAGGCUGCUUGGAAGUGGUUUUGGUGAGAAUGUGCCGUGCCUUCAAUCCACUUAAUAAUACUGUUCUGUUUGAAGGGAAGUACGGAGGGAUGCAAAUGUUUAAAGCCUUGGGUUCUGAUGAUCUGGUAAAUGAAGCAUUUGACUUUGCAAAGAAUUUAUGUUCCUUGCAGCUGACUGAGGAGGAGAUUGCCUUGUUUUCAUCUGCUGUUCUGAUUUCACCAGAUCGAGCAUGGUUAAUAGAGCCUAGGAAGGUCCAGAAGCUUCAGGAAAAGAUUUACUUUGCACUUCAACAUGUGAUCCAGAAGAACCACCUCGAUGAUGAGACUUUGACAAAGUUAAUAGCCAAGAUACCAACCAUUACUGCACUUUGCAACUUGCACGGAGAGAAGCUACAGGUAUUUAAGCAGUCUCAUCCAGAUAUAGUGAACACACUGUUUCCUCCAUUAUACAAGGAGCUUUUCAAUCCAGACUCAACUACUGGCUGCAAGUGAAGGGGAUAAUGAGAGUUUUCACGUAGUCAUGGAAUGCAUCACUCUUAAGACAAAAAGAAAUGUUUUCAUGAAGAACUUACUAAAAAUGUCACUACUGCAACACUAGGAAUGUCCUGCACUUAAUAGAAAUAUUUUUCACCGCUACAGUUUGAAGAAUGUAAAUAUGCAACUAUGAGUGGGGAUGUCUUUUUUCUCCUUUCUUUGUUUUGUUGGGG